AUGGCUCUGACCUGCUUCAUCUCAUGCUCAGUAUCUAUUUUUACAAUACUUGGUGUCGCCAUCAACAGGUGGGUUUGCAUAGCCAGACCUAGUCUGUACAACAGACUCUUCACACGAACGCGCACGAUAGCCUGCUUGGCUGCAACUUGGCUUCUGGCGGCUGGUUUGGAUUUGCCUAACCUUGUGGGUUGGGGUAACCAUAUCUAUGACCGCAAGACUUUACUCUGCCUCUGGAACAGACUUGAGGAUCUUCGCAUAAACAUCCUUCUUUUUAUUGUCAUUAUAGUCACUCCAACAACAGCUACAGCCGUGUUCUAUGCUCUUAUUCUGAAGCAUGUGAAUGAGAGCUCCCGUCGGCUGAAGAGUCACACUCAGUCAUCAACUGGUAUGAAUUGUGGACAGAGAAUCUACAGACGCUUAAGGCUUAAGCUGUUCCGAUCGGAAGCUCUGGAGGAGUCGGCCUCAAUGACUAAAUAUUGGGCAAACGAGGAGGGUCGCUCCGAACAGGCUUCAUUAACACAUUUCGAAAUGAAUACAAAUCAGGAAAAUAUGCAAGAAGGUAUUCCACAAAAAGAAGAAAGUAAUUCUGGCGCUAAUGUUCUUCUGUUGCAAAGGCAGAGCAACCAGCGUCGUAAUCAAAUCCGCCUUGCCCUCACAAUGUUCAUCAUUUAUGCCACAUUUGUCACUUGCUGGAGCGUUUACUCAAUUUGUACCGUCUUUGAUCUUUUUGAUACAUUUCCAAUGGAGCUGCAUGCAUUCGGUCUUACACUUGGUCAUUUCAAUAGUUGCUUAAACCCAUGGCUAUAUGGUCUGCUGAACAAGGGGUUCAGGAAGGCAUACCAAAAGAUAUUAAGCAAUCUGUUGCGCAGAGAUAAGGGUUCUAACACCAACAGCAGCUCUCGACUUAUGAAUGCGCCAAAAAGCUCAUUGGCUUCAGGUUAA
This is a messenger RNA of Protopolystoma xenopodis, 942 nucleotides long. The record is from the annotation of a GenBank genome assembly. NCBI's taxonomy places the organism in Eukaryota, Metazoa, Platyhelminthes, Monogenea, Polystomatidea, Polystomatidae.